Entrophospora sp. SA101 is the source of this 250-nucleotide messenger RNA. The record is from the annotation of a GenBank genome assembly. NCBI's taxonomy places the organism in Eukaryota, Fungi, Glomeromycota, Glomeromycetes, Entrophosporales, Entrophosporaceae.
AUGCUUCCAAAUUGGAAAGCCCGCAAAAGCGUAAAAGAAGCUCUUCGCCGACGCUCAUUCAAAGAAGACCAGAUCAAGGCUCUUGUACCAGAUAAAAGGAAUGAAAAACUUACUAUCAAAGAGAGAGCCCAAUACUGUGCGAAAACUGGAGAUCCAUAUGAUAUUUACUUUCAUGCUUUAGAUUUAAUCGAGACAAAGAAUGAUAGUGAUGAAGAAAUUGUCGCAUCCAGCUCACGUCUUACAUUAUUUC